UUAGAAUUCAAAGAUAUCUUCUGAGGAUAAAAAAUGCUCAUUUUGAUAAAUGAACUGUAUGAAAACUACUCUAAUGAUACUCAAGGGACUACUUUUAACCUCGUACAAAAGAUAAGGUGCCAUUUUUUAUAUCUUCCUGCUUCUUCCCCAACCCCCAAACUCUCUGAUUUCUUUCAGCUCGGCAUGAGAGAAAAGAAAAUACUUUAAAUCUCAACUGUCUCGUAAUAUACAAGCAUGCAGGAAUCAAUAAAUUUCAAAUCUUGGAUCCGACCCUGCUCGCCCUGAAGGUGCAAUGGGAGCCUCCAGUGGACCAAGGCGGCUAUCUGGGAUGCAGAAGCAAGUGCUUGCUUUAUAUAGGGGAUUCUUAAGAGCAGCCCGCUCCAAACCUGCGGAAGAGAGGAAGCAAAUUGAGUCAGUUGUAUGCAGUGAGUUCCGCAAAAAUUCUAAGCAAGUCGACCGUAAGAAUUUUAUUUAUAUCGAGUACUUACUUCGUCGUGGUAAGAAACAACUUGAUCAGCUCAAAAGCCCUGACACUGUUGGAUUGUCGUCCUUAAGUGUUGAUUCUUCGCGUACAAGGGGUUCAUCCUCCUAGAUUUUGUAAAGAAACCGCUCCUUUUUCAACCUACUGGAGUUGGUUGAUUAUAAGAUCUCUUUUACUACUAGGAUUAGGAAACAUUUGUAUGGUGCUAAUGACUGUAGUUUACCAUCUGUAAGGGGGGUUGACUUCGGGGCUCGAGAGACGGAAUAGAUAGCGCCCCACAAGUUUCGACUUCCCUGUUUGGUAAUACACUUGUUUUUCACACACAAUCAACAGAGGCCUUCUCGACAUAUGUUGCAAUGUCUUACGAUGCAUUGUCGUUUUUGGUUCUCUUCAAUAAGAAUCCUGAUUAUUCA
Messenger RNA from Capsicum annuum, 894 nucleotides. RefSeq names its product succinate dehydrogenase assembly factor 1, mitochondrial. Gene Ontology annotation, cellular component: mitochondrion. The record is from RefSeq and is a predicted model, not a curated record. Gene Ontology annotation, biological process: mitochondrial respiratory chain complex II assembly. NCBI's taxonomy places the organism in Eukaryota, Viridiplantae, Streptophyta, Magnoliopsida, Solanales, Solanaceae. The coding region runs from base 293 to 592 and encodes 99 amino acids. The transcript has 2 exons.